Fundulus heteroclitus (mummichog) is the source of this 1210-nucleotide messenger RNA. RefSeq names its product V-set and transmembrane domain-containing protein 5. The transcript is spliced from 4 exons. Gene Ontology annotation, biological process: positive regulation of excitatory synapse assembly; filopodium assembly. Bases 441 to 1019 code for a protein of 192 amino acids. The record is from RefSeq and is a predicted model, not a curated record. Gene Ontology annotation, cellular component: plasma membrane; axon; dendrite. NCBI's taxonomy places the organism in Eukaryota, Metazoa, Chordata, Actinopteri, Cyprinodontiformes, Fundulidae.
UCCAGGUGUGUCCGGGUACCUGGGGAUCUGGUCCCUCCCAGCGUCAUCGUCUGACCGCGGCUCUGUGGACGCUCAGGUGCGUGUCUGCGUCCCGCUGCGGCCCCGGUUGCUUCAGGUGAUCUGCGUGAGGCUCGCCGCGUGUUUGCUCAGUAAUCACCAGCUUAACCUGUCUGAUGGGUGUGGGCCGGCCCAGAGCCGACCUGUGCAGAUAUGAAAAGAAAUCCUGCUCAGUCUUGAGAGACGUGGGGGAACUCCGCUUCUUCUCCGGUUUCUGAGCAAACAAAAGAGCCCGGCGGAUCCCAGAGCCUCAGCGAGGAGAGCCCGGCGCCGAGCGACGGAGGAAGGAUCAGGAGGGGGGAGCCAGGAGCCAGGAGCAGCAUGUGAAGCAACCUGAGGGGAGAUUCUUGUGCUGCUGUUCGACAGAUGGGCCCGACAUUCUAAUGUGGCAUUUCAGGCUCUGGGAUGUUCACGACGUUGCUGUGUUCCUCAGCGUCACGCUCUGUGUGUGUCACCUCACUGCAGCGAUCUCCAUCAGCUCGUCCCAGAGGAACCUGAUCAGGUCGGUGCAGGAGGACGUCUUCUUCUCAGUGGACGUGACGUGCUCCGGCGUCCCCACCAUACAAUGGACCUUCAUGUCCGGAGCGGAGAGCCGCUCCAUAGGGACCUGGCAGCCGGGGGCCUUCCCCAACAUCUCUGUGGCCUACGGCAGCAGAGUGACGGCCUGCGACAACGGCUCCUUGGGCCUGUCGGACCUGCGGCUGCAGGACGGCGGCUACUACGUGGUCUCGGUCCAGGACCCGGCGGGGAACAGCCGGGACGUUGGCUUCGUCCUGAAGGUGAACGAGGUUCUGUAUGAGGAUCUGCAGUACCUGUCGGUCACCGCCUUGGCCCUGAUGGUGGUGGCCGGCCUGCUGAUGCUGACCGUGUGGCUGCUGCACAAGGCCUGCAGGAAGAUUCAGGCGAGCAGACGCAGGCGGCAGAUGCCGGAACACGACGCCACAGAGCUGCAGCCUCUCUGAUGAAGCACCGACACCCGGCGGAGACUCCGCCCCCUACACCCCCCCCCCCUGUAAAUACGCGCCGCCAUGACGACCACGCAGCCCUUAUUUAUUGUCCGAUUAAACCACAAGUGUGACGCUACCUCAGCUGCUGUGACGUUUAUUUCCUCUAGGAACCCGAAACAAAUAAAAAUAAAAGUAAAAAAAAAAAA